This is a messenger RNA of Ailuropoda melanoleuca (giant panda), 1034 nucleotides long. RefSeq names its product IZUMO1 receptor, JUNO (gene IZUMO1R). Bases 105 to 1034 code for a protein of 309 amino acids. The transcript is spliced from 5 exons. Gene Ontology annotation, biological process: sperm-egg recognition; fusion of sperm to egg plasma membrane involved in single fertilization; cell adhesion. Gene Ontology annotation, molecular function: signaling receptor activity. Lineage: Eukaryota; Metazoa; Chordata; Mammalia; Carnivora; Ursidae. Gene Ontology annotation, cellular component: external side of plasma membrane. The record is from RefSeq and is a predicted model, not a curated record.
CGAGGAGGCGGAUGCCAGCUAACAGUUGCCACCUGGAGCUCUGCGGGUGCCACCUGGAGCUCUGUGCCCACACCUGGGCUGCGGGGAAGCACAGGGGGCGAUAAAUGGGCAAGACGGCAGCCUCCCAUCUCCGGAAGUGGGAGGGAGCAGCUCCUGCUUUGAAAUCAGCCAUGAAGCGGUGGUGGCAGCUCCUGCUAGGGCUGUGGACAGUCAUGCCGCCCAUCUGGGCUGGGGACGAGCUGCUCAAUGUCUGCAUGAACACCAAACACCACAAGCGAGAGCCUGGCCCAGAAGACAAGCUCUACGAGGAGUGCAUCCCCUGGCAAGACAACGCCUGCUGCACGGCCAGCACCAGCUGGGAAGCCCACCUGGAUGCGUCCCUGCUCUACACCUUCAGCUUGCUCCACUGCGGGGUGAUGAUGCCGGGCUGCGAGAAGCACUUCCUCCAGGCCAUCUGCUUCUACGAGUGCUCCCCAAACCUGGGGCCUUGGAUCCAGAAGAUGGACUCGAGUGGGCCAGGAGAGCGGAUUCUGGAUGCGCCCCUGUGCCAGGAGGACUGUGAGCAGUGGUGGGAAGACUGCCGUACAUCUUACACUUGCAAAUCCAACUGGCAUGGCGACUGGAACCGGAGUGGAGGGAAGAACCGCUGCCCUGCAAGGGCCAUCUGCCACCCUUUCCCCCAUUACUUCCCCACCCCGGCUGACCUGUGUGAGAAGAUUUGGAACCACUCCUUCAAGGCGAGCCCUGAGCCCCGGAACAGCGGGCAGUGCCUGCAGAAGUGGUUUGAGCCUGCUCAGGGCAACCCCAAUGUGGCUGUGGCCCGCCGCUUUGCCAGCAUGGCCCCGUCCUGGGAACGCUCCUACACGCUCAUGGCCUUCUCUCUGCUCCUGUCAUUCCUAUCCCAAAAGGCCCUUCUUCUCCCACCCACAUUCCUGUGCUCCCUCAGCUACGGGUCAGCCGGGCCACAGCAGUCUUCUUUCUUGGGUCCUUCCUUGAAUGGAGCAGCACCGGCUGGGGGGCUAGAGGGACAUUGA